Xenopus tropicalis (tropical clawed frog) is the source of this 5457-nucleotide messenger RNA. It is a transcript of the gene nckap5l, whose product is annotated as NCK-associated protein 5-like. The transcript is spliced from 13 exons. The coding region runs from base 677 to 4468 and encodes 1263 amino acids. The record is from RefSeq and is a predicted model, not a curated record. Lineage: Eukaryota; Metazoa; Chordata; Amphibia; Anura; Pipidae.
GGGCAAGCUAAUGCCCAAGCCCCGCCCACUCAUUCUCGCUUUGCAGCUGCUGUAACCUGACUACCGUGCAGAAGACCCAGGGCAGUUCAGGGCUGCCAUACAUUGGCUCAAUAGGGCCGGUUGUUCAGCAUUGCGGGCAAUAGCCCCGGUGGUGCUGCCGUGUAUGGGAUCGGAUAUGCUGGCUUCCCAUCUGUAGUUUUGAAAACUCCCGCUUUGCUUUCUUAGCACUUCGCAGUACUUGCCCGUGACGCGCAGGGGGCGGGGCUUGCUGGUGCAAACAGCUGUGCACCGCCGAUCACCAAUGCCUGCUUGCUAGCUUGGAAGUUUCCGACUUCCUUUCCUGAAGCAGAGGCAGUCCCAGAAGUGAUUGUAAAGCCCCUUCCCCCCCGUACAUUGCCUGUGCUACGCACCUCCAGGAUGCUCUGGGCUGCAAAUGGAAAACAUCUGGGUAGCGGCAGCCUCCCAUUGGCUGGAAAACUAGGGGCUGGGCUGGAGCUUUAAACCCGUGACGUCACUGGGCCGAGACCGCACCAAAUUGCGGGUAGCUAGAGGGGGAGACUGAACUGGAGCUGAGGUCGGACAGAGAGAGGAAAGCUGGGGAUGUGCCAGAGAUUGGCUGAAAUGCCGCAAGUCCAGUGCCCAUCCAGCUCCUGGGAAUGAAAUCACAAGAGAGAGAAUGACUUCGGAGGUGGAGGAUGAAAUUCGGCUUCUGACUGGAGGAGUAUCUGAGCCACUUGUCAUUCAGGAUUUGUUGGAGCGAUUGCGGGAACUAGAGGCAGAAAACACUGCACUUGCUCAAGCCAAUGAAACGCAGCGAGAGACCUAUGAGCGCUGUCUGGAUGAGGUUGCAAACCAUGUUGUCCAGGCCCUUCUCAAUCAGAAGGAUCUGCGGGAAGAAUGCAUCAAACUGAAGAAGAGAGUGUUUGACCUUGAGCGCCAAAACAGAACCUUAAAUGACCUCUUUCAUCAGAAGUUGCAGCUCUCCUGUGGCUCAUCUCCCGAGCUCCACCCCCUGCAGGCUCUGUCUGAUUCCCAGCCUGGUGAAUUGGAGAGGCUCUCUGGCUCAUUACCCUUGGGACAAUGUGCUGCACAGAGAGAGGAGAACCAGCGCUCCAGCCGAGCCCAGUCAGCUUGCCGCUCUUUGGAUGCAAUGUCUCCAUUCCUCAGAAAAAAGGCUCAGAUCUUGGAAGUUCUAAGAAGACUGGAAGGAACUGGAUCUCAGUUAGGAUCCUCCUGCACUGCCCCACCAGUUCUGCUUGGUGGUGCAUCACCAGGGGGAAAUGGUCUGCGUUUAGGAUCAGACCCAGGUCUUGAUUACUUGAAUGGUGAAGGACUUACACCUCCAGAACUGGGUGGAGAUGAGCCUUGGGCAUCAUGCCUGUUGUUAGCUCAGAAUGGGUGGGAGGAAUUGCUUAAGUGGAAACCAGUUCAACGAGAACCACCUGCAGGUAGCCCAGGGGAGGGUGGAGGGGAGAGGCUUGGUUUGGCUGCAGGUGAUGAUACACAACAAUUGGCACGACAGGCUGAGGGGAGCUCUUCCUCUUCGGAUGAUGAGAUAGGUGAUCCUCCACCUCUGCCAAGUGAGUUAAGGCAACGGCUGCCACUGACAGACUUGGCUAAAGGCUUGGGGCCUUGCCUCUGCUCGCAUGGAGAUAAAAGAAUGCCUGUUGAGGGCCACUCUGAUGGAACUGGCUUGAGUAGGGGACACAUUGGGCAUCUCCAUUCACUGACAUCCUAUAGUCGAAGUUUGAGGGACAUGGUGGAGAGUCCACAGCUGUCAGGGACUCAACAAAUGGUUACUGAGAGGGGGGAUUCUUUGUCAUGGUCACCAGGAAAACAGGCUAUAUUGGAUGGACUAGUUGAUACCUGUCCUCCUUCUCCUGGGUCUACCAAUGUACAAAGAGACACAAGUGUACUGAAUCUAAAGGACACAUCCCUCGAUUUACCAGAUGAUGAUAUGCAAUCAUCAUCAGGAAGCUCUAACCCAACCUCUGGGGAUCCUCAAGAUACACUCAUCUCUUCCUCCGAGCCUCGGACACCUCACAUUCCAUCUCCAGCAAAAUUUCUCAAGUUCCUUAAACUCCCAGGCUCAGGGGAAAAGUUACAAAGCCCUAAUCCCUUGCGCCUCAGUCCACAACUUACCCAGUCCUCAAAGAUACCUUGUAGAAGCAAUAAUUAUGAAUCAUUUCCCUCUCCUCGUUUAGGAAGGAAGGGAAUAGAGGAUAUACCAGAUCCCAGUACUGAGCAUGAACCAACUUUCCCCUCUGACUUACCACUUUCUGAACCAAACAGGCAAGGCCAGUGUGAGAGGACUUCAAACAGCAUUAUAAACAGGCCAGAAGUGCAGUGUUGCACCAAAAAGUCACAUGAUUAUGAAAAUAUCCCACCUAAAACUUCAGAGCUUCCCACCACAAACCAAAUUAAUGAAUCUUUGGAAGUUUCUUCCCAUUUGUCUGUAGGAGUGUGUACUACUAAUUGUACCCCAGGACUUUGCAUUCACACUCAGGGUAACUGUAAUGAGGAGACUAAGGGUCAUGUAAGCUCCCCCUUUAUUCGAAAACCUGCAGCUUCCAGAAAACCUCCAGAGACACCUGGACAUCUCCCUUUCCGAGAAAGGAUGGGAAAGUUAAGAGGAGCUGAAAACCCACAGGGAGACACAGCUGCAACAGGAUCUGAAAGCAGCAGCAUGGUAGCAGAUGGUCCUGACACCCGUCCUUCUAUGAAGCGAUCAGUUGGUGUUAGCAGUCUAAGAACACCUGAACCUGGAUCUACAGAAAGUUAUCCACCAAGAUACCAUGGCCAAAAAGCAGAGUCUGCACGGACCCGUCAGUCUGGUACUCAUUGUCCUAUUAGUUCUCCACAUGGCAUCCGAACACCAGCUAAGGCACCACCUGUCCCUACCAAAUCUCCACGUAGCCCUCAUGGCAGCCCAACAAAACUACCUGCAAAGUCCCCAAGUAAGGCAACAGGCAAACCUUUGAUAUCUCGGCCCUUAAGUGAAGAGGUAAGACCAGGCUCUCGGCAGGCUACUCAUGCAAGUGAAGAAAAACAAAAGGCACAGUCAGCUGGGGCAAGUAAGAAAAAUGCCAUUUGUCCAGAAUAUGCCUGUCCUCGUAACGCAAGCCCACAGGGAACAGAAAGCCUUCCGCUUAGUGCUUUACACUCUGCCAUUGAAGAGAAAGUGAUGAAAGGCAUUAAAGAAAACAUGCUGAGGCUGCAGGAGCAACACCGCACACCACCACCCGACCCUAAACAACGCAACUCAAGUGGUAUCGCAAGUUGGUUUGGCUUGAAAAAGAGUAAACUGCCAGCACUAAGCCGGAGGCCUGAACCUGGCCGCCUGAAAGAGGACAAAAGGGAGAGAACAACAGGAGUAUUGCCUCGCUCAAAGGAAGUUAAAGGGGAAAGCCUAAACAUUUCCAUGCUCAUGGAGAAGGCUGAAGACCUACGUAAGGCUCUGCAGGAGGAGAGAGCUUAUAUAAAUGGCCUUUCCAUUGAGAAAACCCGCUCAGCUGCUUCUGUGGAAUCAACGCAGAAUCCACGACCCCUGACCGCUGAUAACUUCAUGCAGCAGCUGCUGAACCGAGUUGAUGGAAAAGAUCCACCCAACGAUGGCAGGGUUGAAGGCAAGGCACCACUCCGUGAUUUCCCCAGAUUGUCACCUGAGAGUAAAGAGGCCAGACCAUUCCGCCCUCAGAGGAAUGGAAUUGUGACCCAUGUUCAGCGCUCUGAACAGAAAAGCCUUGAGCAGAACAGGGAGGUGGUUCUCCCUCCAGAUGGGAGGAUACCAGAACCUAACCCUUCUCAGCACUUUGCAGCUUGUGACUCUCUUACUCGAACUCUGGAUAGUGGCAUUGGCACCUUUCCUCCGCCUGAUUAUUGUGGGGGUACUCCAACCAAAGGCACCCCAAAAUUAAAGCCCCGGCUAGAAUCGCCCUCUGUUCUCCCCGUGGGAAGGUUUUCUGCUUUCCCUAAAGUGCCAAGGAGAGCAAGGACUUUAGAAAGGGACAUCCGGGGCGUGGAGGAAAUCUUCUCAUCUGGACAGCACCAGAGCGUCCCAGCCUUUCAUGCACUGCUGGCAGAGCCAGAACCACCAAUGGGACACAGAGUGUAUGUAGAAGAUUCUAGCAGGGAGCACAGCCGGCCACAGCAGGGCAAGAACUGGACAUUUCCCAAUGCAAAGGUCAGCACAAACUCCACAGAUGGCUUCCGGUCCAGAAACCAUGACCUUGAGGAGAUUCCUUCAGAAGGGGACCGAGACUGUGAUGUGUCAGGGUACGCACACCCCUCCCUCUGUUUCCCUGGCAGUGUGAGCAGCCGCACUCCAAGUACCUCUGAGGUCGGGGAGGAGGGAACAAGUGAAACCAAAUCUCGAGACAAUGAGCAGUGCCAGACUGGCCUGGAGAACUCGGAAUCUCUGAGUGACUCUCUGUAUGAUAGCUUAUCAUCCUGCGGGAGUCAAGGCUAACCGCUCCCUCCUAUGACCACCAAAUCCUUUACUCAACCAGUCACCCAUAACAACUCUACAGACAUGGGUGGGCAGUAUUGGUUGCUUGUGGGUGCUAUAUGGAGCCCUGGUCCUUUUUCUACGGCAGUGUUUGUUGCUCCUUUAGGAUUACCUUGAUGUCACCAUUCUGAGCUUGAGCAGUAGCAAGUAUUAAGAACCAGCUAAAGACUUGAUAUCUCUAGCCUUACAGGUAAAGUCCCUCAGUCCCGCAAGACAGUUGCCCUUUUCUCUGCCUCACUCUCUCUCUGAGAGUUCUCAAAUUGCUCUGCCUCUGUUUCUUACCCCAUGUUUCAAUAUUGUUGCCCCACCCUUUUUUUUCUUAAACUGGUUCCCCUUUUACUAUGCAUUGAUACCACCAGCGGAUUUGAUGUCAUUCAGAAGAGGAGGACUGGUGAAGGGGAAGUCACGGGUUUCUCUAAUACCUCACAUGUCUGGUUCUCUGCUCAGUCUCCCAGCAUCUCGGGCAGAAUCACAGCAUCCCAUGUCCAGUUCACGUUGCUCUGUGCGUGGGGAAGUGGGGAAGACGGAGAGCUUAAAAUGAGACACUUUUUUUUUCUGCUGCAAAUCUGGAAGUCUCCACAAUAUUAGAAAGCUUUGGCCAGUGUGAUCAGAUGUGACUAUUAUUCGUUCCGCCUUGUUUUAUCUAGUUUCAUCUUGCGCUCCUUGGUUUUAUUGUGUACUAUGUUUAGUUCUUUCCAUUCCUAUGCAUUUGUGUUUACAUUGUAUUUUUUUUUACUUGUCCUUGCUCUAAAUAAGGUGCUAACCAGGAAAAUAUUCCUUGUCAGGUUCUCCCUCUUUCUACUAUUGAAUUUUUUUAUUGUUUUCUUUUUUUUUUUUUUAAAUACAAUGCUUUUGAUUUUAUUUAUAUAAGUUAUUGUGAUUUUUGUUUUCUGCCUCACUUCCUUUUAAGCUCAAAAAUAAAAAAGUGGGCUUUUUGCAGCCAAUCAGAA